AUGGAUGAUGAAGGACCUAGAUGCCUUCUGUCUCAUCCAGCUUACCCUCCUCAACAUAACCUGUCCACUCGAUAUGACUUCAAACUUCCGUUCGGAUGCUUUAGUUGUGGUGGACACAAAACUGAAAGGCCGAAUGAUGGUCUCUAUUACUACUGCACCACUUGCAGUGUGGAGUUCCACAAGGGUUGUCAUCAGCGUCCGAGAAAGAUAACACAUCCUUAUCAUCUCCAACAUCCUCUCACUCUCUUCUAUCGAAACCUUGAAACCGGAGUCAUAUCCAACAUCAUCCCUGAGUUAAAUCCUUGCGAAUCUGAAACAUGGCAUCCAGAAUCCGACACAUCAGAUCAAGAGAGGCCUGAGUUUGUCGAUAUUAUUCCUUCUGAAUCCGAUAUCGUAUUCGAUAAAUGCACUUGGUGCGGAAAAGAUUUCAAAGGUGAUUGCUUCAUCUAUCGUUGUUUGAUUUGUAGCUUUUGCUUGGAUCUGUCUUGCGCGGAAAAUGUUCCACCUCUUACUAUUGCAAACCCAAAAAGCCAUCACCACUCACUCCUAUUCUUACCUCGGCCAUUAUUACUUCCAUGUGAUGCUUGUGGGUUGGUGGAUGCGUCAAUACCAAGUUAUACUUGUUUCCAAUGUAAUUACAUGGUCCAUCAGGAAUGUAUCGACUUACCUCGGGUUAUCAAGAUCACGCGUCACCCACACCGUCUCUCUCAUAUUCCUUACCGUUCACCUCUAAUUUCCUCAUGCCGGAUUUGCUACAAAGAUGUUGACUUCAAAUAUGGGCAAUAUUCUUGCAACCAAGAAGAUUGUUCUUAUGUAGUUCAUUCUAAAUGUGCAACGCAUGUAAAUGUAUGGGAUGGGACCGAUCUCGAAUGGGAAACAGAAGAGUCCGUCGAAACCGAAGAAGAUAUUUCACCUUUCAAGACGCUAGGCGAUGGCUUUAUACAACAUUUUUGCCACGAACAUCCUUUAAGGCUCAAGAAGCACGAUGGUGUUCAAGACACAGAAAAGCAAUGCCAAGCGUGUAUAUUUCCAAUCCUCUCUCACCAAUUCUAUCAUUGCGAGGAAUGCAGUUACUCUCUCCACGAGGUAUGUGCUGGUCUUUCUCGAAAACUGGAUCAUGCAUUGCACAAUCACACGCUUAUCCUAUAUCCGUUUUCCGAGGGAUCCAUAUCUUGUUCAGCUUGUUCUCGAGCAACCACUGGUUUCUUUUAUGCAUGCUCUAAAAAAAGUUGCCAAGAGUUUAUGCUAGAUGUUCGAUGCAUCAAAGUUCUAGAGUGUUUCAUCCACAAAAGCCACAAACAUCCCAUUUUCAUCUCCACAUCUUACAACAGCAAGGACGAGAUCCUAUGUAAAGGUUGCAAGAAAAGAUGUUUGGGGUCUCAUCUACAAUGUACGGAAUGCGAAUAUGCGUUGUGUUACCAAUGUGGUACAAUUCCAAAUGAAAUACACUACAGAUUUGACAAGCAUCCUCUCACCCUUUCCUUUGGAGAAAGCGCGAAUGACACGUAUUGGUGCGAGAUGUGUGAGAAACGAUUAGAUCAAAGCGAAUGGUUCUACACAUGUAACGAAUGCUGCACCCCUGUCCACCUUCAAUGCAUAUUUGGAUCCUCGUACUGUAUGAAACCUGGUUCCACGUUCCACCAGCUGGGUGGAAUGGUGAAGGUUAUACGCAAUAGUAGUAACACUAGACUGUUCUGCUACGAAUGUAACCAACGUUGCGCUGGUUUUAUCUACUAUGAAGGCUACUGGUGGAAUAUGAAGUGGCAAACUUACAACAUCCGUCCUGAAGGAAAUGUCUUUUGCUCUUACGAAUGUAAGGAACCAGGAAUGAAAAGACCGUUUUUCAGAAAUUAUCGCUCUGCUCUACAAACCUUCUUUCCAAUCUCUCAACUUUGCUCCAAUGGUCGUCUUCAAGAAGCCUUACUGGAAAUGGCGGUUUUAGGUCCCGAGAUGGGGUUCCAUGGUUACGAUGCAUUGUUGAAUGCGUGUUUGGAGAAAAGGGCUCUUAGAGAAGGUCAGAGAGUACAUGCCCACAUGAUCAAAACCCGUUAUCUUCCCGCUACAUACCUCCGGACUCGUCUGCUUAUCUUCUACGGAAAGUGUGAUUGUUUGGAGGAUGCCCGGAAAGUGCUCGAUGAAAUGCCUGAGAAGAAUGUGGUUUCCUGGACUGCCAUGAUUUCGCGUUAUUCUCAAACUGGGCAUUCUUCGGAGGCUCUAACUGUUUUUGCAGAGAUGAUGAGAUCAGAUGGAAAGCCUAAUGAGUUCACUUUCGCCUCUGUUCUUACCUCUUGUGUUCGUGCUUCUGGAUUAGCACUUGGUAAGCAAAUCCAUGGACUCAUAAUUAAGUGGAGUUAUGAUUCUCACAUUUUUGUGGGAAGCUCUCUCCUUGACACGUAUGCUAAAGCUGGUGAAAUUGAGGAAGCUCGCGAGAUCUUCGAGUGCUUGCCUGAGAGAGAUGUUGUCUCUUGUACUGCUAUUAUUGCUGGCUAUGCCCAAUUGGGUCUUGACGAAAAGGCGUUGGAGAUGUUUCAGAGACUGCAGAGUGAAGGAAUGAGUCCGAAUUAUGUGACAUACGCUAGUCUUCUAACAGCUUUGUCUGGACUUGCUUUGUUAGAUCAUGGCAAGCAAGCUCAUUGCCAUGUUUUGAGACGUGAACUUCCCUUCUACGCAGUCCUUCAGAAUUCUCUGAUCGAUAUGUACUCAAAAUGCGGGAAUCUCUCUUACGCUCGAAAGGUUUUUGAUAGCAUGCCUGAGAGGACAUCCAUUUCGUGGAAUGCGAUGCUUGUGGGAUAUAGUAAACAUGGAUUAGGAAAAGAAGUUCUUGAGCUCUUCAGAUUGAUGAGGGAUGAGAAGAGAGUAAAGCCUGACUCUGUUACCCUUUUGGCUGUCUUGUCUGGUUGCAGCCACGGAAGAAUGGAAGACACAGGGCUAAGUAUAUUUGAUGGCAUGAUAGCGGGAGAUUAUGGGAUUAAGCCUGACACUGAGCACUAUGGUUGUAUUGUUGAUAUGCUUGGUCGAGCUGGUAGGAUCGAGGAGGCGUUUGAAUUCGUUAAAAGAAUGCCGUCUGAACCAACUGCUGGUGUCUUGGGUUCUCUUUUAGGCGCUUGUAGGGUUCACUUAUCUGUAGACAUUGGCGAAUCUGUAGGUCGUAGACUCAUUGAGAUUGAACCAGAGAAUGCGGGUAACUACGUCAUUCUCUCUAACUUGUAUGCUUCUGCAGGAAGAUGGGAAGAAGUGAACACCUUAAGAGCAUUGAUGAUGCAGAAAGCUGUUACAAAAGAACCAGGAAGAAGCUGGAUCCAACACGAGCAAACCCUGAAUUACUUCCAUGCGAAUGAUCGUACACAUCCGAGAAGAGAAGAUGUGUUUGCUAAAUUGAAAGAGAUACUGAUAAAAAUGAAGCAGGCUGGUUAUGUUCCUGAUCUUAGCUGUGUGUUAUAUGAUGUGGAUGAAGAGCAGAAGGAGAAGACGCUACUUGGCCACAGUGAGAAACUAGCCUUGACUUUUGGGUUGAUUACUACUGGUGAUGGGAUCCCGGUUCGUGUUUUCAAGAACCUGCGUAUAUGCGUUGAUUGUCAUAACUUCGCCAAGAUCUUCUCGAAGGUUUUUGAAAGAGAAGUGUCUUUGAGAGAUAAAAACCGGUUCCAUCAAAUCACUGGAGGAAUAUGUUCCUGUGGAGAUUACUGGUGA
Messenger RNA from Arabis nemorensis, 3690 nucleotides. The record is from the annotation of a GenBank genome assembly. Lineage: Eukaryota; Viridiplantae; Streptophyta; Magnoliopsida; Brassicales; Brassicaceae.